UGUCAUUUUCUGUGUUCCUUCCUAAUGCGCUCUUCCUUCUAUCCUAGGAGUACUGCUUCCGGUAGUUACUGCUCCAGCAUACCAUAGGCUUUCCUUUCAGUCAUCAAUACAUCUUCUGCUUAUUAAGUUCUCAAUUACUCUCCCCAUUCAAAUGUUUCCUGACUAAACCUUGCCUGGUGUAAUAGCAACAAAUCUACAGAGAACUUUAUGGACCAGGGAGAGCUCAGAGGAUCCCAGCCAAGUCUGUAGCUACAGCUUGCAAUCUUAAGAGCAAUCUUCAGGAUAUCUAAGAAACUCACGCUAACACUGCUACCCUAGAGCGCUGAGGAGCACGUGACCAGCAGCUGCCGACUCCGAGGACUAUGGUAGUGUAGAGGGAGGCAAGCAAGCAAAGCCAGAUAAAAUGAGCCAGACCACACACGACAUGGAAGAAGAAACUCCAGAGAAGGUGGAUUCUGCCCAGCAGAAAGAUGCGGACAAGUCACAGGCGGACGAUGAUGCAAGUGAUGGAAGAGAGAAGGCUGAACCGGAAGGGAAUUCCGGGAAGGAAGAUCUGAUGGAAGCCUAUCAGCACCAGGUAGCUGAGGAGAUGGCGAAGGAGAUUAAGAAGAAGAUACGGAAGAAGCUGAGAGAGCAGCUGACUUACUUCCCUUCAGAUACUCUACUGCAUGACGACAAACUGGGCAGUGAGAAGAGGAAGAAGAGGAAGAAGAAAGUCCCGGGCCCACCCAAACCGGAAGCGAGUACAUCAGACGUCUGUGAUAAUACAGUUGAAGGUGAAGAAAAGAAAGAAUGUCCCCUUGAAACUGUUACUUCAGGAUCUCACCGUGAUGAGGAAAAAUGUUCAACAGAACAGAAUGCAGAUAACAGUGUAUCAGAGAAGAAAAAGCCCAAACCCAAAAAGACCAAAAAGAAGACCAAAGCGGUUUCAGUUGAUAAUGAAGAGAUGAACGGUGAUGGUGUCCAUGAAAUAACAAGCCGAGACAGCCCAAUUUACCCCAAAUGUUUGCUUGAUGAUGAUCUUGUCAUGGGAGUUUACAUUCACCGAACUGAUCGGCUUAAAUCAGAUUUCAUGAUUUCUCACCCAAUGGUAAAAAUUCAUGUGGUUGAUGAACAUACCGGUCAGUAUGUCAAGAAAGAUGAUAGUGAACGUCCUGUUUCAUCUUAUUAUGAAAAAGACAAUGUGGACUAUAUUCUUCCUAUCAUGACUCAACCAUAUGACUUUAAAAAGUUAAAAUCAAGACUUCCAGAGUGGGAAGAACAAAUUAUAUUUAAUGAAAAUUUUCCCUAUUUGCUUCGAGAUUUUGAUGAUUGUCCAAAAGUCAUCCUGUUCUUUGAGAUUCUUGACUUUUUAAGCAUGGAUGAAAUUAAAAAUAACACCGAAGUUAAAAACCAAGAAUGUGGCUUUCGGAAAAUUGCCUGGGCAUUUCUUAAGCUCCUGGGAGCCAAUGGAAACGCAAACAUCAAUUCAAAACUUCGUCUUCAGCUCUACUACCCACCUACUAAGCCUCGAUCCCAGUCAAAUGUUGUUGAGAUUUUUGAAUGGUGGUCCAAGUGUCCAAGAAAUCGUUAUCCAUCAACAUUGUACGUAACCGUACGGGGACUGAAAGUUCCAGACUGUAUAAAGCCAUCUUACCGCUCUAUGAUGGCUCUUCAGGAGGAAAAAGGUACACCAGUGUAUUGUGAGCAGCACCGUGAGACAAGUUCAGUAGACACAGAACCUGGACUAGAGGAUUCAAAGGAAGUGGUAAAGUGGAAACGUCUGCCUGGUCAGGCUUGUCGUAUCCCAAACAAGCACCUCUUCUCACUAAAUGCUGGAGAACGAGGGUGUUUCUGUCUUGAUUUCUCCCACAAUGGAAGGAUAUUGGCAACAGCCUGUGCCAGCAGAGAUGGAUAUCCAAUCAUACUCUAUGAAAUUCCUUCUGGACGUUUCAUGAGAGAACUGUGUGGCCAUCUCAAUAUCAUUUACGAUCUGGACUGGUCGAAAGAUGAUCGCUUCCUGGUCACUUCAUCAUCUGAUGGCACGGCCAGGGUUUGGAAGAAUGAAAUAAACAGUACAAGUACAUUCCGAGUCUUACCUCAUCCUUCUUUCGUCUACACGGCCAAGUUCCAUCCAGCGACACGAGAGCUGGUGGCCACAGGAUGCUACGAUUCUAUGAUAAGGAUCUGGAAAAUUGAUAUGAGAGAAAAUGCUCCCGUAUUAGUCCGCCAGCUUGAUGUUCACAAGAGUUUUGUCAACUCUAUCUGUUUUGAUGAUGAAGGUCAUCACAUGUAUUCAGGAGACUGCAUCGGGGUGAUUGUUGUUUGGGACACUUAUGUGAAAGUGAAUGAUUUACAACACUCAGUGCGCCACUGGACAAUCAAUAAGGAAAUUAAGGAAACUGAAUUUAGGGGAGUUCCAAUAAGUCAUUUGGAGGUUCAUCCCAAUGGAAAACGUCUGCUAAUCCACACCAAAGACAGUACACUGAGGAUCAUGGAUCUGCGGAUACUAGCAGCCAGGAAAUUUGUUGGUGCCGCAAAUUAUCGCGAGAAGAUCCAUAGUACCUUCACACCAUGCGGGACUUUUCUCUUUUCUGGGAGUGAGGAUGGAAUAGUGUAUGUUUGGAACCCAGAGACAGGAGAACAAGUAGCAAUGUAUUCAGACCUGCCCUUCAAGUCAACUAUUCGAGACAUAUCCUACCAUCCAUUUGAAAAUAUGGUUGCAUUUUGUGCGUUUGGGCAGAGUGAGCCAGUUCUCCUUUAUGUCUAUGAUUUCCAUGUAGCCCAGCAAGAGGCUGAAAUGUUCAAACGCUAUAAUGGGACACCCCCAUUGCCUGGUAUACAUCAAAGUCAGGAUGCCUUAUGCACCUGUCCUAAACUGCCCCCUCAAGGCUCUUUUCAGAUUGAUGAAUUAGUCAACACUGAAAAUAAUUCAUCAAGGAAGAUUCAGCUUGUGAAGCAGAGGCUCGAGACUGUCACAGAGGUGAUACGAUCCUGUGCUGCAAAAGUCAACAAAAAUCUCUCAGUGACUUCACCACCACCAGGCCCUCCAAAAAAGCCGAGGGUGAAACAGUCAUUUGUGCUGACCACUGAUGAGAUUAUCCAUCAGUUUGGAUUCCCGCAGACCGCAUACAUCAGCAUAGAAAGAAGGCCUUGCAUCCACCAACAAGUAGAUGCACCGCCAACGGUCGUGGCUCUUUAUGACUACACAGCGAGCCGAUCAGAUGAACUAACCAUCCAUCGCGGAGACAUUAUCCGAGUGUUUUUCAAAGAUAAUGAAGACUGGUGGUAUGGCAGCUUAGGGAAGGGGCAGGAAGGCUUCUUUCCAGCUAAUCAUGUGUCUAGUGAAACACUGUAUCGAGAAUCCCCUCCAGAGGUAAAGAUGCGGUCUCCUCCUUUAACACCCAAGGAGAAAAUCAGAGCAGAAAAGUUCCCAGCUUCUCAAAAGGGUGCCCAUGAAGAGGAAACGAAGUCACAAAAGAACUGAGGUGUGUGUGGAAAGGAGGGAGAGAAGGGCAGCCAUGCUCCUUGGCCUUGUGGUGGUGGGGGGCAUUUAUGGGCUGAUUGCACUCCAGCCUUGGGGGCUUUCUGUUGAAAGAUAAAAUGAACCCGCUCACAGAGACUCCUUCUCCCCCUCCUACUGCCUCCAUGACUCACUACCUAUAUGGCGUGCUGCUGCCGAGACCAAGGAAUGAGUGAGUAAAGGUGUUUAGAGGGAAAUAGUAGUCCUAAGUAAGUAAGUGUCCUUGAAAAAUAAGUGUAAAAACGUUGAAGUCUGGGUUCCCUACUGAUUUAAGAUUUCUAGGAUUUGAACAUAGCCCAAGCUACUUUGCAUCAUAGAAAAAAAGAAUCAAGUAUACCAGUGGUAACAAUACAAUAGGAAACACAGUAUAGACAGUAUUUAAUCUGUUGUUUAUCUUUUAUGAAGUUUAUUUUUUGCUUUCAUACACACACACACACACACACACACACACACACACACACACACACACAGUGCAUGCUGAUUACUAUCUCCCUCACCCUUCAGUGUAUUUCUGACCACCUUUCUGAGGGUAUCCCAGCAUCCCCUUCACAUGAGCAGACUGUUAUAAGUGAGACUAAGACCCAUAUAGGGUAGCACUGACUUAACAGGGAGAUUUGACUUGAUUCCUCUCCUCAGUUCCAACUAGGUGCAGGUUGGUGAGCAUUCGUGAUGAGAGCUGUAUUUUUGGUUCUCUCAUUAAAUCCAGUCAUUGACCAAGUUUUAUAAGCACACAAAUGGUUUUUGGUAAAGCGCUGGCUUCCCUUGGGCAAAGAGGUAGAAAUAAUACUUAGACUUUGUAAAGAAUGGUAAAAUUUUAAACCUCCCAUUUAAUUCGAUUAAUGUGUUUGGAACUUACAUGCUCAUAAAGAGGCAGAGGAAGUUCUGUGAGGAUUAAUGUUCUCUGAGUUUGGUGUUGAUGCUUUUUGUUGUUGCUUGUGGUGUGUGCUAUUGGGUGAGGGCAGGUAGGGUUUUCAGGAAUCUGGACUAGACUUUGAAAUUGACCGUGGAUAUAUAUUUUUUCCUCAGUACAUUUUAACUGAGUCUCAUCAGGUUUAGCAGUCAAGAAAAAUCAAUAUGCCAUUAGUUCUUGUGUUGUUGGGGUCACUUGCUACCGCACCCACCUUCCACCCCGUCUCGUCAUUCUUUAAUUGUCGUCUUAAAUGUUUGAUUUAAAGCCACCUGAUGGUAAACACAUAACCAUGGUCAAGAAGAGCAGUUGUCUUAAAAUCUUUAGAACAUUCUAAUACGCACAGUAAUGCUUGUUGAAAGGCACUUGGUGCCGAAGCUGGCCAGGGCACAGUCCUAAGAAACCUGACUGUGAAGGGAAAGGGGGAAGUGGAGAGGUGAAGUGAGCUGCAGCAGAGGGCAGGUGGGAAGGCAGAAGUUCUCAAACAGGGUGGAAAGAAAAGCUGUCCUCCUUUUCUUUCAUUCUGGUUUUUGGUUUUGUUUUCAGAAUGGCUUUAAUUUAAAUAAUUGUGUAGAUAUCUUUCAUCUGCACAUGAGUCAACAGUUUAUUGUCUUAUUUUGAAUGUCAGAUGGAUCUUCUUUGUAACAUCUAAUUCUCUCUAAAAACCACUUUCCGUCUGUUUUAUGGCAGCACUGGGUUGAUUAUAAAGUACUGUGACGUUAAGCACCGUUUCCUCAGUGAACUUGGGUUGGAGCUAAAGCUUCAGUUCCAGAGGAAGUAUCUAACACUUGGAAUUUAAGUUGGUACCUCUAAAGUGCGUAUUCAGUCUUUCCUCAAGGGUGCCGUUAAUAAAGUAAGACUUACUGAAAAAAAAUGUAAAAGAUUGAGAGUGUUCAAAUUCAGAAUCUCUGCAUUCAGUGCAGUUGAGCCUCAAUAUAAAACAUCUGGAUACGCUGACAAGAACAGACAGAUGCAAUGAUGAAAGAUGUAUGAAGCUUAAGUAACAUACCACAGUAUUGUGUUAACUUAAGCUAAUAAACAACCUCUCCCUUUUGUUCUUCUGUGUGGGUUUUGUUGUUGUUGAUUUUGUUUGUUUUGGUUUGGUUUGUUUUGUUUUUUUCGGGGCCAACAUCUGAAAACUAACCUUGCUUAUAAAGAAGGUUAAAACUGAGUGGUAGACUAGCUCUUGGUUUUCCGUAGGCAUGAGGAUGUUACUGGGCUAGACAUCCACGUUCAAGCCGGGCGUAGACGUGCUGUUCUGUCUUGAUGCAGAAAGCUGAUGGGGACUCAGGGUGUGGAUGCUGACCGGGCUGUUCUCU
Peromyscus eremicus (cactus mouse) is the source of this 5728-nucleotide messenger RNA. RefSeq names its product Abelson helper integration site 1 (gene Ahi1). Gene Ontology annotation, cellular component: ciliary basal body. The coding region runs from base 404 to 3466 and encodes 1020 amino acids. NCBI's taxonomy places the organism in Eukaryota, Metazoa, Chordata, Mammalia, Rodentia, Cricetidae. The transcript is spliced from 23 exons. Gene Ontology annotation, biological process: motile cilium assembly. Gene Ontology annotation, molecular function: protein binding. The record is from RefSeq and is a predicted model, not a curated record.